Priapulus caudatus is the source of this 502-nucleotide messenger RNA. RefSeq names its product neuroligin-4, X-linked-like. The transcript has a single exon. NCBI's taxonomy places the organism in Eukaryota, Metazoa, Priapulida, Priapulimorpha, Priapulimorphida, Priapulidae. The annotation marks the transcript as partial. Gene Ontology annotation, cellular component: postsynaptic membrane; synapse; cell surface. The record is from RefSeq and is a predicted model, not a curated record. Gene Ontology annotation, molecular function: neurexin family protein binding; signaling receptor activity. Gene Ontology annotation, biological process: presynaptic membrane assembly; postsynaptic membrane assembly; synaptic vesicle endocytosis.
AUGCGGCAACAUGCACGCGUAACCGCCGCCGACGCCGCCGCCACGGUGGCGGGCACGACGUCGGCAGGCACGUCGGCAGCAGCGUGGCGACCGCAUGCGCUGCUGCUGCUGCUGCUGCUCGCUCUGCUCUUCAUCGCUGUCGGUUCGUCUGGCGGCAACGAGUACCCGCGCGUCGAAACCCGCAACGGGCCUGUGCGCGGUCGCUACCUCUACCCGUCGCCGACCGUACGUCGGGUGGAAGCGUUCCUCGGCAUACGCUACGCCGACGCGCCGGUAGGUUCGCUGCGGUUCAUGCCGCCGCGAAACCCGAGCACGCGACACGACGACGUGUGGAAUGCGACCGUGUUCGCUCCCGCCUGUCCGCAAAAGGUACCGGACAUCCGCAAUGACCCGCUGACCCGGAUGACGCACGAUCGGCUGCGCUACCUGCGGCGGCUGCUGCCGCUGCUGACCAACCAGGACGAGGACUGCCUGUUCCUGAACGUCUACGUGCCGACAACAG